AUGGACGCCAAACGAGAGACCACCGGCCUCACGCACGAUAUCUCAGGCGUCGGCGAUGCAUUGGAGGGGAAUCAGAAGCCGGUGCAGUCGCUUCUGCGUCGCAUUGACUGGCGCAUCGUCCCCAUCAUGUUCCUGACCUAUUUCCUGCAAUUCCUCGACAAAGUGUGCUUGAACUAUGCAAAUGUCAUGGGCCUCCAAACAGACCUGGGGAUGUCCGGCAAUGACUUCUCGUGGCUCGCGACGGCCUUUUUCAUUGCCUACGCUGUGGCAGAGGUCCCACAAGGAUAUCUUCUGCAGAAAUUCCCCAUCACGCGAGUCCUCGGCUGCAAUGUCUUUAUUUGGGGCAUUCUCCUGUGCUGCUCCGCUGCUGCGCAGAACUACGGGGGGUUGAUGGCCCUGCGCGUCCUGCUCGGCACCACAGAAGCAGUCGUCGGUAUGUCCAAGAAUCAGAUCAAAACCCUAUCAAAGUGCUAA
Aspergillus puulaauensis is the source of this 474-nucleotide messenger RNA. RefSeq lists its product as uncharacterized. The record is from RefSeq and is a predicted model, not a curated record. Gene Ontology annotation, cellular component: membrane. NCBI's taxonomy places the organism in Eukaryota, Fungi, Ascomycota, Eurotiomycetes, Eurotiales, Aspergillaceae. The transcript is spliced from 3 exons. Gene Ontology annotation, biological process: transmembrane transport. Bases 1 to 474 code for a protein of 157 amino acids. Gene Ontology annotation, molecular function: transmembrane transporter activity.